Molecule: messenger RNA, 1349 nt
Organism: Photinus pyralis (common eastern firefly)
Lineage: Eukaryota; Metazoa; Arthropoda; Insecta; Coleoptera; Lampyridae
Gene: Tcgr2
Product: gustatory and odorant receptor 22-like
Exons: 7
Coding region: 25-1284 (419 amino acids)
Biological process (GO): sensory perception of taste
Cellular component (GO): dendrite; axon; membrane
Source: RefSeq, a predicted model, not a curated record
AGUGUUUGUGGCGGUCGGUGCUAAAUGGAAACUUUUCCAUCAUUUUACAAAGAUGACUUUCAUAUACCGACGAUCGGAAAACAACCGAGAGGAAGCGCUAGAGCACAAGAAAUUUACAAAAGAUCAUUGCUAAAGUCGUCUGAUGGCCAAACACUGGACGAUCACGACCAAUUUUACAGAGAUCACAAACUGCUUUUGAAGUUAUUUCAGGUAUUAGGUGCCAUGCCAAUUCAGAGAGGAGAAAUUGGAAGGAUUACUUUUGGCUGGUUUAGCGUUCCAUCGAUUUACGCUUAUGGGGUUUAUCUGGUCACCACUGUUCUUGUAUUUUUUGUUGGAUAUGACCGAUUGCUCAUUUUAACCACUAAAAGCAAGAAAUUUGACGAGUAUAUUUAUUCGAUCAUAUUUUUAAUGUAUCUGGUGCCUCAUUUUUGGGUACCGUUUACCGGAUGGAGUGUCGCUAAAGAAGUCGCCGAUUAUAAAAACAGUUGGGGACCGUUUCAGCUGGAUUAUUAUAAAAUUGCUGGAAAAAAUCUGGAGUUUCCACAUCUAAAUAUACUAAUUGUAAUAACAAGCAGCGGUUGUUUAAUAUUAGCGGUGGUAUUUCUAUUAACGUUAUCCGCGCUGAUGGAAGGCUUUACAUUGUAUCAUACCAUUGCCUAUUACCACAUCAUAACAACCUUAAAUAUGAACGCUGCGUUAUGGUUUAUAAAUUGUCGGGCAAUUGGCGAUGCUAGUAGAGGUGUCGCAAGCAGUUUUGAAAAGGAUAUGGAUGAACAUACCUGCGCUUACAUUAUAAGCCGUUAUCGGUUUUUAUGGCUAAGAUUAAGUGAUAUUGUACAAAAAUUAGGCAAUGCGUAUGCAAGAACAUAUUCGGCGUAUUCCCUAUUCAUGCUGACAAAUAUGACCAUUGCUAUUUAUGGUUACACUUCCGAAAUUGUGGAUCACGGCUUUAGGCUUACAUUUAGAGAAGUUGGUUUACUGGUGGAUGCUGCGUAUUGCACGACGCUUCUAUUUGUCUUUUGCGAUUGUUCACAUCGGGCGUCCAUCAACAUCUCAAAUCGGGUCCAGCAUCGAUUGAUGAGCGUUAAGAUGGACACGGUUGACGUUCACACGGCGAAUGAGAUUGAACUGUUCUUAGUCGCUAUACGCGUUAACUCCCCUAAGGUGUCUUUAAAGGGAUAUACCACUGUAAACCGUGAGCUAAUAUCAUCGAUGCUUGCCACAAUGAUGAUGUACCUCAUAGUUUUACUGCAAUUUAAAAUCAGCCUCGUGCGUUCCUCUUAAAGCUGAACACGUCGUUUCGAUUUUUCCAGUUGUACCUAGUAUUGAACUGCAGUUGAUAUAGCAAC